CGCAGCUUCAAGAGAUAGCAAUUUUCUUUAUCCCAUUUCAGCACCUCAGUUCCAUACCACAUUUCUUUUGCUGCAACUGAUUGUUUUAGCUUCGACAUACUCAAUCAAUCCAUUAUGCCACACACUACUCCCCCAAAGUCGAGGAUCAUUGAGGAAGUUCAGUCAAGCCUUCCACUCCCAGAGCAACCGCCAGUUACUUCUGACUGGAACUCGGCCGAUGCUUGCACUGUCAACGUUAGUGCCGGCGGCCGGCAAGAUGACCUUUCCCACGCCGGCCUCGGGGGUGACACUCUCCGCGAGCCAGCUACCGCUACCAGUGGUGUUCGAACGACCGGCGAGGCAUGGAAGACCAACGCUGCGGCGGAAGCGGGACGUCAAGCUCAUGAUGAUCUGAGCGGAAUUCCAAAUGAUGCUGUUACGCGGGAUGCUAAGAAUAAGCCGGGACUUGCUGAUACGACAAGUCCAGACCACGGAUACCCGCAAAAGAGCAACCCGAGUAGUGGACUGCAGAAGUAGGACUUGCAUUUGGGCACGUUCGGCGUGAGGAUACCACCAUCACAGUUGUACUUGGAUUCGUCGACACUUCAUUGAAGAAAAUCAGAGUAGGUUCGAAUGCGUAAGCAUAACGACAUGGCACAGAAU
Molecule: messenger RNA, 642 nt
Organism: Lindgomyces ingoldianus
Lineage: Eukaryota; Fungi; Ascomycota; Dothideomycetes; Pleosporales; Lindgomycetaceae
Exons: 2
Coding region: 115-516 (133 amino acids)
Source: RefSeq, a predicted model, not a curated record